AUGCAGACUGCUUCUACAAACAUUUGUGAAAGAAUGGGUCGCUCUCAGGAGCUCAGUGAAUUUAAGUGUGGUACCGUGAUAGGUUGCCACCUGUGCAAUAAGUCCAUCAGUGAAAUUUCCUUGCUACUAAAUAUUCCACAGUCAACUGUUAGUAGUAUUACAACAAAGUGGAAGCAACUGGGAACAACAGAAUCUCAGCCACAAAGUGAGCGGUGUCAGCACAUGCUGAAGAGCGCAGUGCGCAGAAGUUGCCAACUGUCUGCAGAGUCAAUAGCUAAAGACCUCCAAACUACAUGUGGCCUUCAGAUUAGCACAAUAACAGUGCGUAGAGAGCUUCAUGGAAUGGUUUUCCAUGAC
Molecule: messenger RNA, 357 nt
Organism: Staurois parvus
Lineage: Eukaryota; Metazoa; Chordata; Amphibia; Anura; Ranidae
Source: the annotation of a GenBank genome assembly